Chenopodium quinoa (quinoa) is the source of this 2210-nucleotide messenger RNA. Its product is annotated as flavin-containing monooxygenase FMO GS-OX-like 5. Bases 593 to 2005 code for a protein of 470 amino acids. The record is from RefSeq and is a predicted model, not a curated record. The transcript is spliced from 8 exons. Gene Ontology annotation, molecular function: flavin adenine dinucleotide binding; NADP binding; N,N-dimethylaniline monooxygenase activity. Lineage: Eukaryota; Viridiplantae; Streptophyta; Magnoliopsida; Caryophyllales; Amaranthaceae.
UGAAAUAGCUUAGCUGAUUCAUGGGAGGCCAAUAUCAAAUUUAUUUAUUUAUUUUUUCUGCUGUAUUGCCUUUUGCUCAGUGAUGGAGUUAUAUUAGUAAUUUUUCUGAUAUUUGUCCUCAUUUUUAUCAUCUUUUAUCAUCAAUGAUUGUAUAAUUUGUAUCAAGUCCAAUAUUUCAAACUUGGUAGUCAAAUUUGCUGAAGUCUCUUUGUUUUUUAUGGGUAUUCGUAUUUUCUUCAACUUUUUCCUGCGAAAAUUGAAAACGAUUUUAUCGAAUUUUGUAUUUACUGCUUUAUUAGCCUUUUAAUAGAGUUGCCUAAAGGAAGGCAAAAGGCUUACUGGUAUAAAAGUUUUAAGUAAAUUGUGUGAAAACUAAUGUUUAUGCUGGUUCAGCUCUGUCAUUGUGUUUUGUCUAAGCAAAAAUACGGAUUUAAUAUUACCGCCAUAGUCGUCUGCUGGUCUAUAGAAAAGAAUUAAACAAAACUUCGAAGUAUGGUAAUUCAUGUUCUACGUCAAGUCAAUGCCAUUUUUAUUAUACCUAUUGUAGUAAUGUUUUCCUGCAAACCACAUUGUCUGUGCACUGUUUUCAAAGAUGACAUCCCCAUUGACAUUCAAGAAAGUCGCGGUGAUCGGUGCUGGCCCUGCCGGUUUGAUGGCGGCACAUAUGCUUAGAAAUGAAGGUCUAGAUGUAGUGGUGUUUGAGCGUGCUGCUCAGUUGGGUGGUUGCUGGGUUUACUCGGCUGAGGUUGAGUCUGAUCUGCUUGGACAUGACCCAACUCGGAAAAUUGUUCCCUCAAGUGUGUAUGCUUCUCUUCGCACAAAUUCUCCUAGAGAAUCUAUGGGCUUUCGUAUUUUUCCAUUUGUUCCUACUGGCAAAGUCGGCAGAGAUUCACGAAGGUUUCCAGGGCAUCAGGAGGUGCUGAGAUACUUGGAAGAUUUUGCUUAUGAAUUUGGACUGAAUAAAUUGAUUUGUUACCAGACAGAUGUGAGGCAUGUUGGGCUGGAGACGGAUGGAAAGUGGAUGGUGAAAUACAGGAGAGUUGGGGGAGACAAGGGCAGCGAUAUGGCUGAAACUUAUGAUGCUGUGGUUGUCUGCAACGGACAUUACACUGAACCACAACUUGCUGAUAAUAUUCCUGGCAUUGACCUUUGGCCAGGGAGGCAAAUUCAUAGUCAUAACUAUCGUGUUCCAGAACUUUAUCAAGACCAGGUUGUAGUUUUGAUAGGGCAUGCUUCUAGUGCUGUCGAUAUCUCUAGGGAUAUUGCUGGAUCAGCCAAAGAAGUUCAUGUAACAACUAGGUCUGAGGCAGCAGGAAAAUUGGCCAAAUUUGGAAAGCAUCCUGUUUAUGAUAACUUGUGGCUUCAUCCAAUGAUAGAACAAGCCCAUGAAGAUGGUAGAAUAUCGUUUCAGGAUGGGAGUGUGGCCCUUGCAGAUGUCAUUAUCCAUUGCACUGGGUACAAGCAACAUUUCCCUUUUCUUCACACUAAUGGUGUUGUAAAUGUUGAUGAUAAUCGUGUCGGGCCUCUUUACAAGCAUGUGUUUCCUCCUGCAUUAGCCCCAGGGAUCUCCUUCAUUGGUGUGCCAUUUUAUGUUGACCCAUUCUUCCUUUUUGAACUUCAAAGUAAAUGGGUAGCAGGUGUUUUAUCUGGGCGUUUAUCACUUCCGUCUGAGGAAAAAAUGAUGGAAGAUGUAGAAGCCUUCUACUCAGAAUUGGAAGCUAAGGGAAUUCCAAAGCGCUUCACACAUAGGAUCCAUGAUUUUAAGCAACUCUCUGGGUGGUCAUAUGAAUACGAGGAUUGGCUUGCUUCAGAAUCUGGCUGCCCUCCUGCUGAGGAGUGGAGGAAGGGAAUGUAUAUUGCGUCAGUAGACCGUGCGUUUAAACAAACAGAGACUUUUCGUGAUGAAUGGGAUGAUGAAGACUUGGUCCUGCAAGCAUACAAAGAUUUUAUGCAGUAUUUGUCUGCUGAAGGCAGAGUCACCGUUGCUGCUUCAACACUAAGAUAACUGUAUUUCAUUGAUAAGAAAUUAUUUUAUUUCUGAUUCUAUUGGUUUGAGUUGCAAAGCCCAAGCACCAAAAAUAAUAUGUACUAAUAGCGAUAAUUCUUUAUUGGUGUACAGGACCUGUAUCGAUAAAUUGUGUUGUUUUCUUUGAUAAUCUGCUACGAUCAGAUCCUCAACUUAGUUCCAUGCUUUGAAAUGCUGUGUAUGU